AUGUAUUUUUGCAAGUUAUGUUUUUACAUAUAUAUCUUUUUUUUAGUUUCUCUAAAAAUAAAAUGUGAUAAGAUAAAAAAUUUUAGAAGUGAAAAACAACUCUCCUAUUACUAUAUUCAAAAUAAAAAUGAAAAUAAAAUAUAUUUAAAAGAUUUUUUAAAGAAAGAAAAUAAACUCAAUUAUAAAGGAAAAGUAAGUUUUAAGAAAUGUCAAGUAUUUAAUGUGAAAAGUAUACAAAGUGAAUGUAUGAAUGAACAUAUGGACAAUAUAAAAAAUAAUAUGAACUGUUCAGAAUAUAUAAAAUUAGAUGACUCGAAAUGUGAGAAAAAAAGUUCCAUGAAUAAUAAAAAUAUGACUAGUAAUGGUAAGUUAUUAACACCAAAAGUGGGAAAUAAAAUGCCUGAAAAAAAGCCUGAUUGGUUUCAUGUUCCUGCUCCAACAGGUGAAAAAUAUAAUAAGUUGAAAAAUGAUUUAAAAAAAUUAAAACUUCAUACUGUUUGUGAAGAAGCACAAUGUCCUAAUAUUGGAGAAUGUUGGAAUAUUGGUACUGCAACAAUUAUGCUGUUAGGUGAUACAUGUACAAGAGGAUGUAAAUUUUGCUCCAUAAAAACAUCACCAAAACCAUUACCACCAGAUGUCAAUGAGCCAUUUAAUACAGCUAAAGCUAUAUGUGAAUGGGAUAUAAAUUAUGUUGUUUUAACUUCAGUUGAUAGAGACGAUUUACCUGAUGGUGGAGCAGAUCAUUUCGCUAAAACUGUUGAAUUAAUUAAAUUUUCAAGACCAGAUAUUUUAAUUGAAUGCUUAGUUUCAGAUUUUCAAGGAAGUUUUAGUUCUGUUAAAAGAUUAGCUUUAAGUGGAUUAGAUGUUUAUGCACAUAAUAUUGAGACAGUUAAAAGAUUACAAAAAUAUGUACGAGAUAAAAGAGCCAAUUACGAACAAUCUUUACUAGUUUUAAAAAUGGCUAAAGAAAUUAAUCCCAAAUUGUAUACAAAAACAAGUAUUAUGCUAGGUUUAGGAGAAACAAAAGAAGAAGUAUUAGAAGCUAUGCAAAAUGCAAGAGAGAAUGAUAUUGAUGUUAUAACAUUUGGUCAAUAUUUGAGACCAACUAAAAAUCAUUUGAGUGUUGUUGAAUAUAUUUCUCCUAAAUUAUUUGAUUAUUACAAGGAGGAAGGUCUAAAAAUGGGUUUCAAAUAUAUAGCAAGUGGCCCAUUAGUUCGAUCAUCAUAUAAGGCAGGAGAAUAUUUUAUGAAAAAUCUUGUUGAAAAAAGAAAAAAAGAUCUUCAUGAAAACGAUGUAAAACUGCAAAAAAUAAAUUAA
This is a messenger RNA of Plasmodium gallinaceum, 1317 nucleotides long. It is a transcript of the gene LipA, whose product is annotated as lipoyl synthase, putative. Gene Ontology annotation, cellular component: mitochondrion. Gene Ontology annotation, biological process: lipoate biosynthetic process. Bases 1 to 1317 code for a protein of 438 amino acids. Lineage: Eukaryota; Apicomplexa; Aconoidasida; Haemosporida; Plasmodiidae. The transcript has a single exon. The record is from RefSeq and is a predicted model, not a curated record. Gene Ontology annotation, molecular function: lipoate synthase activity; 4 iron, 4 sulfur cluster binding.